Molecule: messenger RNA, 2049 nt
Organism: Coffea eugenioides
Lineage: Eukaryota; Viridiplantae; Streptophyta; Magnoliopsida; Gentianales; Rubiaceae
Exons: 1
Coding region: 1-2049 (682 amino acids)
Source: RefSeq, a predicted model, not a curated record
AUGUCUCGUUCUUCUCGUACAAGUGAAUUGAUUUUUGAUCCAGAAGUAGAGAAGACUGCUCGCCAAACUAGGAAAGAGACCAGACAGCUCAGGGAGGAUCAAUUUAGCAUUGCAUCUCAGAGACUGGGUCUAGAGGUUGAGUCAACAAAUUUGAGUGGUGAAAAUUUAAGUGACCUAGGCCACGAGGAUAUCCCUAUGGCGAAUGCAAGAACACUGAGGGAGUUGGCUGCUGCGGAAUUGCCCCAGCAGCCGUUGUGCAUUACAUUUCCUACUCUAACUGAAAAUACCUCAUUCGAAUUGAAGUCAGAAUUAAUUCACCUCCUACCCACGUUCCAUGGCCUCUCAGGUGAAGAAUCCCAUAAACACAUCCAGGAGUUUGAUGUGGUAUGCUCCAGUAUGAAGCCUUCAGGAAUUACUGAGGAGCAGAUCAAACUCAGGGCCUUUCCCUUCUCGCUCAAAGAUGCAGCGAAGGAUUGGUUAUACUACCUACCUGCAGGUAGUAUCACAACGUGGGCCCAACUUAAGAAGAAAUUUUUGAAAAAAUUCUUCCCUGCAUCCCGGGCUGCAAGUCUAAGAAAAGAGAUAUGCAGUAUUAAGCAGUAUCCUGGAGAAUCUCUAUAUGAUUACUGGGAAAGGUUCAAUAAGUUGUGCACUAGAUGUCCACAGUAUCAAAUUAGUGAACAAUUAUUGAUCCAAUACUUCUAUGAGGGACUCCAACCGUCAGACAGGAGUAUCAUAGAUGCUGCGAGCGGGGGAGCACUGGCAAAUAAGACCCCGAGGGAAGCAUGGCUGCUCAUUGAGUCGAUGGCGAAGAAUUCUCAACAGUUUGGCUUCCGUGAGAGUAACCCUAUCCGUAGGGUCAACGAGAUGGAGACGUCGUCCAUUCAGCAGCAGAUAUCGGAGCUGACAUCUUUCGUUCGACAAUUAGCUAUGGGAAACAUGCAUCAAGCAAAGGCUUGUGGAAUUUGCACAAAUGUGGGCCAUCCCACUGACUUGUGCCCUUUGUUGCAAGAGGAUGAGGCUGAACAAGUGAACAUGGCUGGAGGCGUGCCAACGCCUCGAAAACCGUAUGAUCCAUACUCCAGCACGUACAAUCCGGGUUGGCGAGACCACCCCAAUUUCAGUUAUGGUAACAAGCCACAGAAUUCAUUUUCUAAUCGUCCACCAGGAUUCCAACAACCGUGGCAACCAAAGGCUCAACCCUUGUCUUCUAGCUCAGGAAGUUUUUUGGAGGAAAUUGUCAAGAGUUUGGCAACAACCACCACUCAGCUCCAGCAAGAGACUAGAACCUUGGUCACGACCACUGCUCAAUUCCAGCAGGAGACUAGGUCCUUGGUCGCGAGCUCUACUCAGUUUCAACAGGACACCAGAGCGGGCAUGAAAGACAUGGAGACUCGAAUGAGUCAAAUGGCAACUGCCAUUAAUCGCCUGGAGUCCCACGUCUAUAGAAAAUUGCCUUCGCAGCUUGAGGCAAAUCCCAGGAAUGUAAGUGCCAUGACACUGAGGAAUGGUAGAAAAGUGGAAGGGCCCAAAGCCACGAACUUGAAAAGUAAGAGUGAAGAGGAAAUCGAGAAGGAGAUGCAAGAGGAAGGACACAUCCGUGACAACCCAGAGGUAACUCUCAUUCCCUCUGUACCCAUUAAAUCUAACUUACCUCCUUUUCCAUGUAGGUUCGAGAAGACGAAGAAGGUGGAGAAGGAGAAAGAGAUCCUGGAGGUGUUCAGAAAAGUGGAGAUCAACAUUCCUUUGUUGGAAGCAAUCAAGCAAGUGCCGAAAUACGUAAAAUUUCUCAAGGACUUGUGCACUCAUAAGAGAAAGUUGAGAGGAGAUGAAAGAGUAGCGGUGGGGGAGAACGUAUCAACCAUACUCCAAAGGAAGCUUCCGCCCAAAUGUAGGGAUCCAGGUAUGUUCACGAUCUCUUGUAAGAUUGAGAAUACGCCGAUCAGGAAGGCCAUGUUGGAUUUAGGGGCGUCAAUCAAUGUGAUGCCAAAAACCAUUUAUAUAUCUCUAAAUUUAGGACCCCUUAAAGAAAUGGCCAUCAUAAUCUAA